AUGAAGACUGCCGCUCACAAACUUCUCUUCUUCCUCCCCUUGAUCAAGUCACUUGAAGCCCAAUUUGUCCCUGAGGCCGAAGCCCGUCUUCAAGCAUGGCGCGCCUAUGGUACCUUCGUUAGCCAGCAAUUGACAGCUGGUGUGCCCAUGGUACCCGGCAAGGAUUUCAUCUAUGUCACCCCUCCCAACAUGGCUGCCGUUCGAGGUGGAACCCCUUGCCCAGACUCGGUGACCAACUUCGAUCUUUUUGCUCUCGCCGAUGGCUUGCAAACCGUCAGCCAGCCUCUCCUUGACACAUCAGGGGCAAGCUACAUUGACAGUUUAUACACGUAUCUGCAGUCCGUGGAUCUGAAGACGGCCACUCCAACCGCUGCUCAGUUGGAUAAGCUACAGUCACUGACCAACGAUCUUUCUGCCGCACAAGAUAAAUUCGAUACCGAGAGUAACAAUGCAUACACCAAAUAUCUGGCGGAUGCUCGCGCCCAAGCUACACACCAAGCCUUUGGUAGUUGGAUCACUCAGCGCGACCCACUGUACACGUCUUUGCAGAGACAAGUCAAAACCGCCAACACUGCUCUGCAAAACUUUGAGCAAUCACUUUAUGGCCCCCAAUAUCAGGCCCUGUCGACCCAGAAAGAUAAGAUCACCAACCAAGCUGGGGAUGAACUAUCUCCCGAACCGGGUUAUAACAUGCCUGUGUAUGGCGCUGGAGGCACCUACAACGUUAGAAUCAACCCUUUCCAGGAGAACCAGCUGACAGACGGGAUCAUCUAUAAGCCUCAAUAUUCCCUUCAAGGUGGUUAUGAGGAAAGCUGUGAUGCUUGGAUCAACUACACAGGCUCCGCCAAUACCGUCUACAACUGGAACAUGGUAAAUGUCAACGGUCAUGAUUGGAGUUCCCUUGGACACUCUACAUCAGUCACUAAUAAAUGUAUCAUGCCUGCUGGUGUUCGACGACCCAAAUUUUGCUUAAGAGGCGCUGCUAAUCAUACUGCACGAGUAGUUGGAGCAAAUUACUUCUUCGGUCUCAUUAGCGCCAACAAGGCUGGAUCAACAGACACAACGGUGUUCAACUCGUGGACCGACAAAUUCAGCACUGCGGUUAGUCUCAAGCUCACCAUGAAAGGUAUCGGAGUCUUCAACAUCGGCGCCGGAUACUGGGACGUCGGGAAUGUCCGCAGCACAUACCCCAGCAUCCUUCCAGCGCCAUACGGCAAAGAUACCCUCAAUCAGAAGAUCAGACUGCAAAGGUUGCUCGUCGGCUCUGAAGUCGGACUUACCAUCACCGUCAAUGAUUCUGGCAUGUAUAAGAGCAUCUACCAAUUCAUUGAAGAUGCUAAGAAGAGUGCUGGCGGUGGUUUCGGUAUCUUCGGUUUCCACUUUGGUGGAGGUGGCAGCUCGGCCACCCACCGCAAUAUCACGGAUGUGACGUUCAACCAGCAACAAGAAGGUGGACAGGUCAUCAUCGCACCUUCGCCGAAGGGUGUACCUGUCAUGCUCGGGGCUCUGGGCAAAGCUUUGUAG
Venustampulla echinocandica is the source of this 1524-nucleotide messenger RNA. RefSeq lists its product as uncharacterized. The transcript has 5 exons. The record is from RefSeq and is a predicted model, not a curated record. Bases 1 to 1524 code for a protein of 507 amino acids. NCBI's taxonomy places the organism in Eukaryota, Fungi, Ascomycota, Leotiomycetes, Helotiales, Pleuroascaceae.